AUGUCAGCGAAACUCGAACAGCUCUCAAGAGAGAAUGAGGAACUUCGAAGUAUUAACUGGUGUCUUCUUCAAGAGAAAGCAGACCUCCAGAAAAGCAUUGCAGAACUCCACGGAACAAAUGCAGCUAACAGGAAGGAACUGCAAGAUUUGCGUCAGAAGCUUUCUGCUGCAGAGGAGCAGUUUUUGAAGGAGCAACAAGCACUCUCAUCACAAGUUCUUGAUCUUGAGAGAAAACUGGUUGAGAAAGAAGCUAAUCAGGAGAGGUUGAACCCAACACCACUAAGCAUUGCCAGAGAUACUGAGAAAUUGCAGUUCUACACUGGGUUUAAAACAGUUGAGCGUUUCAAGAGAUUUUAUGAAUUUGUUCAUUUGGGCUAUGAGAACUAUAGGAAGACGUGCAGUCAAGGAUCAACGAAGAGUGGGAGACCACAAAGGUUUAAUUUGGAAGAGCAGUUGAUUCUUGUGUUAAUCCGAUUAAGAGUCGGUCUGCUUGAGAGAGACUUGGCUUACAGGUACUGCACAAGUCGUGCAUACAUUAGUGAAAUGCUCUCCUUUUGGACCGAGUUUUUAAGCGAGUACCUCAGCAGAACGCCAAUAUGGCCAUCUCGAGAAACUGUCAAUGACUUCAUGCCGCCUGUGUUCAAGGAAUCCUAUCCAUCAACAAGAGUGAUACUGGACUGCACUGAACUCUACAUCGAAACUCCAAGUGACUUUCGUGUUCAAAGUGACACCUACUCUGUUUACAAGAGUCACAAUACAGCAAAGGGGCUCAUUGGAAUAGCUCCCAAUGGUUUUGUCACUUUUGUUAGCAAUCUUGCACCUGGCAGAAUUUCAGACAGGGCACUAGUCAAGCAAAGUGGUCUUUAUGAUUUACUCGAGGAGGGAGAUUCAGUGAUGGCUGACAGAGGCUUCAUCAUUGCGGAGGACCUGGCCACACUGAAGGUCGACCUCAACAUUCCACCAUUUUUAAAUGGUGCUCCUCAGCUCUCAGUUGCAGAUGAACUUAGAACAAGAAGCAUUGCGAAGGCACGUAUUCAUGUCGAACGUGUUAUUCGACAGAGGGUGUGA
Messenger RNA from Ornithodoros turicata, 1068 nucleotides. RefSeq lists its product as uncharacterized. Bases 1 to 1068 code for a protein of 355 amino acids. Lineage: Eukaryota; Metazoa; Arthropoda; Arachnida; Ixodida; Argasidae. The transcript has 3 exons. The record is from RefSeq and is a predicted model, not a curated record.